UCUUCACUAAAGAAAAAAACACUCAUCCAACCACCCAACAACACCGACAACAGCUUCUUCCUUUGAACAACUUCUUUACCGGCUCUUACCGCAGGAUGAAACCGCCAUACCGAUGAGGAAGCUGAAGCAUUACCGAUGAGGAAGGCGUCGGGAGAAUAAACCAGGAAUUUGGAGAGGGGGGGGGGGUCAAGGGCCCUUUUUGUUUUAGCCCAGUUAUGGACAGCUUCUUCAAGGCAGCAGUAUGUGAUCUGGACAAACUGCUCGAUGACUUUGAGCUCAAUACCGAGGAGCAUGAAUGCAAAUCGGUGUUCCUGAAGCCGUCGUCAUACCCCUUCUCCUCUCUCGGCCCUCAGUGUUUACCCUCCGAGGCGUCCGGCGUCCCGCCGAACCUCCCUGACCUUAACUCUCUCCAUUAUGGUUCUGCCACCAGCUGCACCGACAGCUCCGCCGCUGACAACGACAGAGAGCUCAAAGCUCAGCCUCUCACCGGAGUGGACCUCCUCUCCUCUGUGGAUCGCAGGGCCACCAAAAGCUUGGCGCCUCCCUGCCCCGAUCGCGCUCUGAAGCCGGUGUGCGACCUGGUGAACGACACGAGCUCGGCCAUCCUGGUCCAAGCCAACAGCCAUGAUGCUUUCAGUGAGCUGGACGCUGUGGAGAAGCAGAUGGAGGAGGAGCAGGAUAAGGAGGAGGAGGAGGAGAAGCAGGUGGAGGAAAAGGAGGAGCUGCUCGUUGACUUCAGCAGCCCCGUUGCUUACGCACGCGGAGAGGAGCGAGGUGCGCCAAACAACAACAGCUGUAGAGACACUAAAGAGGAGCAAACCUCUGCAGGGGUUGGCGGGCAGGUCGGCGGAUACUCGUCCUCGCUCUGCCUGCUGGACGUUAUUCUCCCCGCUGCCGUGGAGACGGGCUGCGACUCCACAACAGAUGAGUCACUGUCACUACACAACACCGAGUUGGCUGACGCACAGGAGAAGGAUUGUUGUGAGGAGGAGGUGGCAUGCAUAAACCAAGCAGUGGAAGCUUCCUCUGAGCACUGUAAAGAAGGAGAAGGAGAAGAAGAAGAAGAAGAAGAAGAGGAGGGCGCCCUGCCUGCUGACGUCUGCACAGAAGCUACAACAAGCUCAGAGACUAAAGAGGAUGAGUCAGAAGUAACCGUAGAUGAAUGUGAGGGGGAGACAGUGAACGCAGCGGCCUCAGAGAGCGAACCAGUGGGGCUGUCGUGCCUGCCCAUCGCUGUGUCCAUGUGUGGAGCUCUGGUGAGUCCAAACACAGAAGAUGAGUCGGGGGAAGCGGCAGAGCAGUCGGAAGAGGCAGAGGCAGACUUCCUGGCGGCGUUGGAAACCAGGGAGGCGAGGUCUGGUUUAGAGGAAGCGGCCGAUUCAGUUCUCCAGCAGCAGCUCGCAGGAGGCCGGCUGUCACCAGAGGGGCAGCAUCUCUCUCCCGAACCCGUCGUCGUCCCUCCCUCCGCAGACCUUCCCUCCUCGUCCGAUCGCUCUGAGCCCAGCCCGGUCGACCCUCCCGAGUUCGGCUUCGAGUACCUGCCGGAGAGCGACCAGGCGGAGCUGCUGGUCACGGACGAGGAGCUGGACGCCUUCCUGCAGGCGCACACGGAGGCGGAGCAGGGCCGAGGGAUCUCCUGCUGCAGCGAGGGCCUGUCACGAUCCAACGGGGGUCUGGAGGACGAGCAGCUGAGGAUUUGUAGUCUGGCUUCUCCAGAAAGCGACAGAACAAUGUGUGUUUCCGUGGAGGGGCGUUUAAACCCUGACGCUCCGUCAUUAUCGCAGGACUCUUGUCAAGAAGAGCCAGAAGUCUCCCACUCUACGACCAGCAACACUUUCCAGUCCCAGUACAGCGGUAGCUCCGAUCAGCAGCUCUCCUAUGGAGGAGCAAGACCUAAACAGCUACACUGCCAAACUGCAAGAUCUCCACCAGCAGGGGAGGAAGAGGAAGAGGAGGAGGAGGAUGAGGAGCAGGCCGGACCGAGCACAGCGGAGGAUGAAGAGAGUUCUCCGACAAGCUCCGGUCUGGUAGAAGAGCGUUCCAACGUGAGCCCAACGUACGGCGCUCAGGAGCAUCAGGAGUACAGCGUGGGGUACGACGAACUGUCCGAGCCCCCGCCGUACCCCGGGGAGUCGCCCACAGACGGAACGAGAGUGGUGAACUGGAAGAGAGAGGGGGGGGCGGAGGAGCCGGGGUGCAGGCAGCCAGCGUGGGUGCCUGACUCUGAAGCUCCCAACUGUAUGAACUGCUACCAGAGGUUCACGUUUACCAAGAGGAGGCAUCACUGUCGAGCCUGCGGGAAGGUUUAUUGUGCCGUGUGCUGCAACAGGAAGUGUAAGCUGAAGUAUCUGGACAAAGAGGCUCGCGUGUGCGUCAUCUGCUUUGAUAGCAUACACAGAGCCCAGGCCCUGGAGCGGAUGAUGAGUCCAACGGGUCCCAGCCCAAACCCCAACGUCCCAUCUGAGUACUGCAGCACCAUCCCCCCUUUGCAGCAGGCCCGAGCCGCCGGCACGCUCAACUCUCCUCCGCCUACCGUCAUGGUGCCUGUGUCCGUUCUCAAACACCCAAGCAACGACAGUUGUCCUCGUGAACAGAAGCGUGUGUGGUUUGCAGACGGCAUCCUGCCUAACGGUGAGGUGGCAGACACCACCAAGCUGUCGGUGACGAGCCGCAGGAGCUCACAGGAGUUUAAUGUCUCACCGGACCAAACAUCACCGAGCUCAGCAGGGUCAGAGGUCGGAGUCGGUAACUCGCCGACCCCCGAGGCGUCUGCUGUGGUAGAGGUGUUGCGCCCCCCGGUGUCGGGACCCUGGGACUACGCCCUGCUCUCUGGGAUCGGCUCUUCAGUGAAGAGGAUUCCCAGUCUGCUGUCGGAUAACGAGGACGAGCUCCCUCCUCUGCUCAUCACCACCGGGGAGGACGAAGCUGGAGAUGUUUUUGUUGAGGAGAGUCCCGCUCCCUGUCAGAUCCUGCACUUAUUAGAGGAGGGGGGGCCUCGUCCGUUAACGUUUGUCCUGAACGCCAACCUGUUAGUCAACGUCAAACUGGUCACAUACUCCAGUCGGCAGUGUUGGUGUUUCGGCUCCAACGGACUUCAGGCUCUGGCACAAAGAGAGCUGUUGUUUUUGGUGGAGUGUUUGCCCGAAGAAAAAACUCUACCCAGAGACCUUUUUACACUGUAUCUCAACAUUUACCAAGAUGCCCAAAAAGGCAAGUUUCUGGAGGAGCUGGACAACGUGACGUUCACCAGCAGUUUCCUGGGCAGCAAGGAUCACGCAGGUGUGCUGUUCUUCUCUCCCACCUGUCAGCCUCUAGACGGCCUCACUCUCCCCUCCCAGCCGUUCCUGUUCGGUCUGCUCAUCCAGAAGCUCGAGGUUCCCUGGGCCAAAGUGUUUCCUCUCAGGCUGCUGCUGCGGCUCGGAGCUGAAUACAGCGUGUAUCCCACUCCGGUGGUUAGUAUCCGUUUUCGGGAGUCUGUGUAUCGAGAGACGGGACACACCAUCAUGAAUUUACUGGCUGAUCUGAGGAACUACCAGUACAGUCUGGCGAUGGUGGAAGGUCUGAGGAUCCACAUGGAGAUGGGCCACAGCUACAUCGACAUUCCCAAAUGUAACUUCAACGAGAUGCAGAAGGUUGUGAAUUCAUCCAACGAGCACGUCAUCAGCAUCGGAGCGAGGUUCAGCAGCGAGGCCGACUCCCACCUGGUGUGUUUCCAGAACGAAGACGGAAACUAUCAGACGCAGGCCAACAGCAAGCCGGGAAAAACACGCACAGUGACUGGUGCCAGUUUCGUGGUGUUCAACGGAGCGCUGAAAGCCUCGUCAGGGUUUAUUGCCAAGUCCAGCAUUGUUGAAGACGGGUUGAUGGUUCAAAUCCCUCCCGAGACGAUGGAGUCGCUCCGCGCUGCGCUUCGGGAGCAGACCGACUUCCACAUUCCCUGCGGCAGGAAUGACGGAGGGGAAGUCAGAGAGAACGUCACUGUCCGCUGGAUCGACUGGAGUUCGCCUGUCAACAUGGGUAGAAGCAGCGCCGUGGAUGGGAAACCUCUGGAUGGAGUCCGCAGUGUGAGGAUGCAGCAGGACGCAGAGUUUGAGGUGGACGGACGAACUAUUCAAUGCACUGAGGUGUUUUACCAGCCGAAGGCUCCAGACUGCAGCUUGGCGUCGGUGCUUCAGUCCUGCCUGGUGUUUCAGAAGGAGAUCGCUCUGGCAGCGUGCAGCGCUCUGACGCCUCACCUCGCCGUUCUCACCUGCAGCGGCAUCAACUCGCUCUCCCUGCGUGUCUCCACACAGGCCGACAUGGUGGAGUACCAGGCUGGCUCUGGAGGCCAGCUCCUCCCUCAGCGCUACAUGAACGAGCUGGACAGCGCUCUGAUCCCCGUCAUCCACGGAGGAAGCGCCAGCGUGCCGCAGACUGCCAUGGACAUGGAGUUCCUCUUCUACAUCACACACACCAUCUAAACGCACACGCAGACUGCCGCGACACACUCGCAGUUAGACUUUUAAACAAAACAAAAAAAACACAGUGGUGGAGCACAGAAGGAGAAGCUGUCGUAGUAGCGGAGACGAUGCUAACGUAGCAGCUAACCGGAGAGGACGAGUAGCUGCCGGUGAAACAUUCCCACUCUGGGAGGGAAAUCCGAACUUUUUUUUUUUGUUGUUGUCGGAUUUUUUGGAAGGAUAUAAACUGAUUAAAAUAUUUGGUUUUCAGUGGAGGAACCAUUGUAUGUUUGUUGCGUUUCGUGCUCACCAAAGCUGCUUUAAUCCAAGAAGCCAAACACUAAAAAAACAACAACAACAAGGAAAACGACAAACACGACCAAAUACAACCAAACUAUUCAAAAAACAACGUUGUUUCUUCUUCUUCUUCUUCUUCUUCUUCUUCUUCUUCUUCUUCUUCUUCUUCUUCUUCUUCUUCUCGCUCUGCCUUCCAGGCUCCUCGCUGGCUCUUCCCCCGUCAGCUCGGGACGCACCUCGAUGAAUGUUUCCCCCCCCAAACACACACACACACACACACACACACAAGACGCUCUUUAUCGAAAAUGUCUUAUUUGGAUGUAUUUAUUAUAUUUCAACACGGCGAAAUGAAUGAAUGAAAUGAUUGAAAAAAAGAAAAAUUGGAGCGAGGGACGAUGCUGACCGCAGGAUUCAGAGGUGAUGCAUAAUAUGAUCAGGUGCUAACUGUAUUAGCCGCUUUGUUUUGUUUUGUUUUAAACACACCGCAGGGAUGAAAAGUAGUGUCAUCAUCUCAUUUCAUCUCUUGGUACUAUGCUCUCAUUUCAUCACAUGCUGGUUUUCAAUGAGACUGCACAGUUGAAAACAUCGGGUCUCAUGCAAGAACAUAUUUUUAUUUUAUUUAUUUUUCUACUCCGAAAACUUUAGUUCACUUUUUUUGUGAGGUUUUUUGCUCGACUAAUUUGGCGUAAAAUCGCUCGUUUCAUCGUGAGUUUGUUGAGAUUGGAUGAUUUAAAUUUGCACAAAGAGCUGCUAACGAUAUGAUGAAGAAAUACAAUAAAUAAAGAAGGAAUUAUCUGAAAUGAAGAAGUCUCGUUAAAGCAAAACACGAUAAAACAUGAUUUAAAUUAAAUGUGAUAAAGAGGAUGAAACAAUGUUAUAAAGGAGGUGAUGCUACACUUUCAGGUGUUAUAAUGGAUGCUUGUAUGCAUAGCGGGAAAGCUGAAAAACGUUCCCAUCAACUACCGAAGUCUAUUUAGCUGCUAAUUGAUUUCAGUCACAUUUAAAAUGUAAAAUCAUUAAAGUUUUAAUUAACCCUCCUGUUUUCUUUCCAAUCAACCGUGCAACUUAUAUCUAGUUUGACUGUUUAUAAAUGCAUAAGGUUGAAAUUAUCUUCCAAUUCUGUGUUCAUACUAACUUAUUACCACAAGUUUUACACAUAUUAUAAUUAAUAGGACUCAUUUAAAUGAAACUAUAGCUCAUUUUUGAGUUAACGCCUGUACAGGAGGGUUAAUUUUACGACUGGGCGAUAUGGAUAAAAUCAAAUAUCCAAAUACCUCGAUAUCGAUAUUGCAGGAACAUUGUAAGGAUGACUAUCAGUGCUUUCACAAACUAUUUACACAAUGAGAAUUUUGAUAAAUAAUCAUCAGUAAUGUGUAUAUAAUGACAAAGUGGGUAAAAGGCAAAUAAUAGAAGUUUAGAAAAUUAAAUCAUUUUACUGUAAUGCAGCUUUUAAAAGCAGGAAAAGACACUUAUGCUGUAUCAUGAUAUUACGAUAUCAAAAUACUAACAUGAUAUCUAGUCUCAUAUCAUAAUUUUUUAAUAAUAACGAUAUAUUGUUCAGCCAUAGUUAAUAGUUAAAAUCAAACUGUGGAGAAAAUCUGAUUUUGACUCAUACGAAACGUCUUGAACCACAAAGAAAUAAGUGAAUUCGACUAAUUCUGUUAAAUUUGGAGUUGGUUUAAUUAAUGGUUCUUGCAUGAGGCCCUGUGUGUGUGUGUGUGUGUGUGUGUGUGUGUGUGUGUGUGUGUGUGUGUGUGUGUGUGUGUGUGUGUGUGUGUGUGUGUGUGUGUGUGUGUGUGUGUGUGUGUCAUUAUCGUGGAUCCAUCUCCUCGCUACAUGAAGGUAAAAGUGUCUUGACGGGUUUGUUUUGUCACUAAGAAGAGAUGAAAUCAUCCAUUCAGAGCUUCCUCUUCAAAACACACACACACACACACACACGCAAAUGAUUCUGCUUAAAAACUGAAUGUGACCGCUUCAUUUUUCUUUUAUUUUGAAAGGGUUGAAGUCGACAUCCUGUUUCCUGCAUGAAACUUUAAUUUAAAACUUAAAGCUUUUUUUUUUAUUGUCAUUUUGCCAGGAAUGCAUCUGCUAUAUAUUUCUUAGCUUCACUGCAGAUCAGUAUUUUCCAGCUCAAAUACCAAUGAUUUAUUUUAUUUCUUCUUCUUCUGUUUUACGUCGUCUUCAGUGUUUCAGUCUCAGUGAACUUGUCAGAUUUUGCACAGGUGAUGGGAUCCUUACAUCACAUUUUUACAACUCUUCAAAAAUCAUUUCACAUUUACGAAUUGUGUACAAGCUUGACUUUGAAAACUUUAUAAGAGAGUAGUUUGAGGGGGAAAUAUGCUUCUUCGCUUUCUUUACCGAGUGUUUAAAAUAUGAGAUUUGUAUCAAUCUUCUCGUCACAUGCUCAUUUAAUGAUAUAGUGUGUUUUUAGGGAUAAACACAGAGAAUAAGUCCAUGUAAAAUCUCAAUUUAUUGUCUUAAACUCUUUGGUUUUUAUCCCGAUUAAACAAACAAGAUACAACAUGUAUUUCCCACCAUUUAUACUAAUCCAUAUGUGCACGUUAAAUCUACAUCAGGGGGUUUAUCUGUGUGAUUCAGAGGCUGUCAGGGUUUUAUUAACAUGGUGUUUCUAUCAGGAAUGGAAAUAAAUUCAAUGAUAUCAAUGUUUAAAUGUCAUUUAACCAACUUGGUGAUAAAUGAGAAGGUAGUAGAAGGAGAGAAAUCGAGGGUAUCAAGAGAAAAGGACAGAUAAAGAAGGUGAAAAUUAACUUUUAUCUGCUAUUUAUUGGAUGUAAUUCUCAGUUUUAUCAAUGAAGUGUUUGAACUACACAGCAGACAGGAGGGUUAAAGAAGUAUAUAAAUUAGUGAGAAUAGACCAAAAAUCACUGUAAAAUUGUUAAAACGUGUUACCGUUAGAACAUCUGAAACUCCAGAUGUGCAUGUUUAACCUGCAUUUGAGGGUUUAUCUGUGUGGAUUAGAGGCUGUUCAGCUUUCAUAAUUCAAUGAUAUCAACAUUAAAAUGUCAUUUAACCAACUCAGUGAAAAAGGUUAAGGUGGUAAAAGGGAGAGAAAAAGAGUAUGUGCAUUAUAGAUGAGGAAAAAUGACAUAUGGACAGAGAGAGGAGGUGAAAUUAACCUUUUAUCUGCUAAUUAUUGGAUGUAAUUCUCAGGUUUAUCUAUGAAGUGUUUAAACUACACAGCAGACUGAAGUUUGUAGGGUUAAAUCUACAUUUGCUGUCUUAAAGAAGUAUAAAUUAAUGAGUAUUGUUUCUUUAUUAGAGAGAAAAAAAACGUGUAAAAGCAACAAUUUGGCGAUUUGUAGUCAUUUUUUUGUGCUGUGCUAUUUCUUUAAAAACAUAAUUGAUCAUUUAUUGAGCUUUAAAGGUGCAGCCAGGUGGAUUUAUGCUCCUUAUUUACACUACAGACACGACAGAGUGAGCUCAAACGUCUCAUAUAACACUCAGAAAGUACGUGAAUGAGCAUAAUUCCUUUUUUUUUUCUUUUUUUUUGGUUUUCGAUGCCCUGAGCUCAACUAGUCUCCUCUCAGGUGCUAAAACCUUUCAUUCGUAGUAUUUUACCAUCAGAGCUUGUUUCAUGUUUUAAAAUAAAUGAAUUUAAUGUAACUUCACAGCAGCUUUAAUGCACUUUAGAACAGAGGAACAGCUCUGAGGUGUACAAUUAAAAUGUCAUGAAGGUUUUUGCAGAACUGCCAUUUAAUUAUUUCUCUUUGAAGCUGGAUUAUAAAUAAAAAAGGCUCCAUAACCGGUGAAAUGCAACCCAGGUUUAACCUUCGUGUCGUCCUCCUGGGUCAAAUUGACCCCGUCUGUUUUGACUGUUCCUUCUUUCCUCCCUUCCUUCCGUCUGUCCUUCCUCCCUCCCUCCUCUCUUUCUUUCCUUCCUCUCUCUUUCCUUUCUUCCUUCCUUCUGUCCUUCCUCCCUCCCCUCCCUUCUGUCCUUCCUCCCUCCCUCCCUCCUUCUUCCUUCCCUCCUUCCCAUCCUUCCUUCCUUCCUUCCUUCCUUACUUCCUUCCUUCGUUCUUUCCUUCCUCGCUUCCUUCUUUCCUCCCUCCCUCCUUCUCUCUUUAUUUCCUCCCCAUUACCUUCCUUCUUUCCUCUGUCCUUCUUC
This is a messenger RNA of Scomber scombrus (Atlantic mackerel), 8862 nucleotides long. RefSeq names its product zinc finger, FYVE domain containing 16 (gene zfyve16). The coding region runs from base 216 to 4460 and encodes 1414 amino acids. Gene Ontology annotation, cellular component: early endosome membrane. Gene Ontology annotation, molecular function: metal ion binding. The transcript has 18 exons. The record is from RefSeq and is a predicted model, not a curated record. NCBI's taxonomy places the organism in Eukaryota, Metazoa, Chordata, Actinopteri, Scombriformes, Scombridae. Gene Ontology annotation, biological process: endosomal transport.